Messenger RNA from Cicer arietinum (chickpea), 903 nucleotides. The record is from RefSeq and is a predicted model, not a curated record. Lineage: Eukaryota; Viridiplantae; Streptophyta; Magnoliopsida; Fabales; Fabaceae.
AUGGAUGAAGAGAAACUUGUUAUAGAACAAAUUGUUGAUUUUAAUAAGAUUCUUGAUGAUUUAGAAAAUUUAGAAGUCAAGUUGGAUGAUAAAAACAAAGCUUUAAUCCAUCUUAAUGCCUUGUCAAGUUCCUAUGAACACUUCAAGGAUGCUAUCAUGUUUGAAAUAGAACAUACAAUUACUCUUGAAGAAAUGCAUACCUCUAUCCACACAAAGGAAAGCGAUAAAAGACAAGAGAUCAAGAAUGAGAAUUAUGUUGAAAGUCUGAAUGUUACCAGAGGAAUAACUGAUAAUAAAGGGUCAAAUGCAAAGAAGCAUAGGUCCAAAAAAGAUUAUUUUGAAUCAAUAGAUCUUCGUGAAUGUGGAGUUGUUUUUCUUGGCAACAACAAAUCAUGCAAGGUACAUGGCAAAGGAUCUAUCAAAUUUAGAAUGUUCAAUGACAAAGAGGUCUUGCUAAAAGAUGUAAGGCAAGAUAAGUUGGAUCCUAGAGCUAUCAAAUGUAUAUUCUUUGGAUAUCCUAUAAGGGUAAAAGGUUAUAAGGUUUGGAGAAUUGACCAAGGUGUGCCUAAGUGUAUCAUAUCAAGAGAUGUAUUUGACGAAACAAGGAUUGAAGAGCAGCUUGAUGUCAAAACAAAGUAUUUUCAUGGCAUUCUUGAAGAAACCAUUGAUAUGCAACAACCUAAAGGAUUUGCUAAAGGUAGUAAUAAGGUUUGUCUUCUUAAAAAAUCUUUGUACGGUCUGAAACAAAGUCCUAGACAAUGUUGUGCUUGCAUCCUUAAAAAGAAAGGUCAAGUUCUUACUUAUCUACUACUCUAUGUGGAUAAUAUUCUUCUUGCAAGCUCAAAUAAGGAUCAAAUUAAGAAGCUCAAAUCUGACCUUAGUAAUGAGUUUGAGCUAAAAUAA